AGAGAUUUACAGGGUUUCUACGCUUGAGGGCGCCCUUUACAACUUCGCGCGCUUCGAGCAAAACGAGACGAACGACAUGAGCGACGGAGGAGAUGUAUGAACGGGAAAUUUCUCUUUUCUUCCAAACCGUAAGUCAUUUUUCACCCACUGCGGUUGUUCUUUGCACAAACACCGACUACCGAAGUGGAUUCCUACAUCAAGCUCCAUUCCUCUGUCCUGAAAGGACUCUCAUACUACCGAAAGGGGAACAGAUUUUGAAGAAAGCAUCUUCGGAGUCAAGUAAUGCAGAGCACUCCUGUGCCAGUUUUACAAGACGUGCCAAACUGCUAGCCCACCAAGUCAGGCACAGUGUUCAGGCCGAGUUGGAAUGCGAAAUUUGUUUGGAAUCUUUCACAUCCCAAGGCGAGCUUCAUGUACAUCAGAAACUUUGCGGAAGCCAUGAAUUCGAAGAGGAAUUAGAUGCUGAGGAUUUUGAUCCUGAGGACAUGAGUGAUGAAUCAGAAGAUGAAGAGAAUUAUUCAUUAAAAUCUAAGACUUCUUUAAAAACUCAUGGACAAAGAAAAGAAAAACUUUCCUAUGCUGAGAGUAAGGCCUGCUUCACCCAGAAAAGCACUCUUAAACGUCAGCAAGCCGUUCACUCCCAUAACACAUCUCUUGUUUGUGACUUUUGUGAUGUUGGUUUCUCCACAAACUCUCAGCUGAAACUCCAUCAAAGAAAACACGCAAAUCAAAAAAAAGUGUACGCCUGCCCCAUCUGUGGAAAGACUUUACCUUCUUCACUUCACGUAUCACAACAUAUAGCAAAUCCUACAAUCUGUGUUGAUGAGCUAUGUGGUAGUAAAGAAACAUUUCCCUGUGCUGAAUGUAACAAAUAUUUUAAACUUAAAAAGCAUCUUAAACAGCACCAAGUCAUCCACACCCGUAACACAUCUCUUGUUUGUGACCUGUGUGAAGUCUGUUUCUCCACAAAUUAUCAGUUGAAACUUCAUCAAAGAAAACACGCAAAUCAAAGAAAAGUGUACACUUGCCUCAUAUGUGGAAAAAACGUAACUACUGGACGUCACUAUUUGGAACAUGUAGGGAGUCAUGACCGUGAUUGUAAGAUCUGCGGUUACCAUUUCUCUUCAACUUAUGCCCUAAAGAUGCAUCAAGCUGUGCACACGAAAACAAGAGACUACAUUUGUGAUGUAUGUGGUAAAGGUUAUGGAAACCAAAAACGGCUGCAGUCUCAUCGAAGUAUUCAUAGCAAUGCGAAAUCAUACCUAUGUGAAGUUUGUGGUAAAGGGUUUCUCAAUAUAACACUUCUCUCUACACAUAGGCUUGUGCAUGGGAAAGAGAAACUGUGCUUGUGCACUACCUGUGGUAAGAAAUUCUCAACCAAAACUGGUGUCAAAAAUCAUGAGAAAUCUCACAUGAAAGAGAGGCUGAGGCCAAAUGUUUGCCACAUUUGUGGCGAUGCUUUCUUGCAACCCCAUCACCUGCAAAACCACUUAGAUGCUCAUUCCAAGGAGAGGCCUUUCAUCUGUAUGGUGUGUGAUAAAGCAUUCGUAUUAAAACAUCACUUGAAAGCCCACCUGAAAACCCAUACAGUCGAUUUUCGUUAAAUACAAACACUGUUUACACUAAUUCUGGUUAUAGCCAAUGUUGAUAAUGAGCUUGACACAUGUACAUGUACGUGCAUGUUCUCUGAUUGGAGACAAAAAGUCGUUUUUCUGUUUUUCUGAAGUACUUUUCACAGAUUCAAUAGGUUUAAUGGUUCGGAUCUGCUUAUUGGUGUAAGUCAGAGAUUUUCAUUAUUUGGUCAUUGAAAAGUUACAGAUUUUUAUUUUCCUAAAGAUGUAGGAACCCUGUAAAGAUGUCUGUCCUCAGUGCACUCAUACAAGUCUUGUUCUAGUUGUGGGGACCACACACCUGUUGAGCGAUAUUUAUUAUGGGGACCAAAGUCACUAUAUGGACAGCAGAAAGCCCCCCAUAAUUGGGUCCUAAAUUCCCUAAAAAAGACAACAUACAUGUAUGUUGAACAGGUGUAUACAUGUUUUAAACAUGAAGUGCUAUCUGAAAGAAACACAGUAUGUUUCAUUUGUUGUAAUUUUUUUAAAUGAUAAACGUUAAGUGCUUGUACAAAAUCUUUUUAUAGAGUUCCAUGUUUUCCCUCUAAACUUUUACUGCAUUGUUUUAGCACCUAGUGUAAUGACAUGCAACGAGAUAAUUUGUUUCAAAUGUGUGUACAAUUGUACAUAUAUGUAAAUGACUUGACAAAUUGAACAACUGUAUGUUUUAUGUUAUUUGCUCCAAUUGUAUGACUGCUCAAGAUGUUUGUACCUUUGUACAUGUACACAUUAAUCAUGUUAAUUAGGACCACCACUUUUGGGCAUUGAAUUUAGGCAUUCAAAUUUCCUUUUGAAUGCAUCUGAUGGAAAGUGCAUGGUACAAAAUGUGUCUGAUUGGAAGAAAACCGGAUAAUAUGAGCAGGUUGUUUGUAUCAAAGGGUUUUUUUGGGGGAAGGAAUGUUUCAGGGGCAUCAUGAGCAUUUGCCAAAAGGCACCAAGGGCGGACGCACAGAAUGUUCACCUCAGUGUUCAGUGUGCUGACUGGUCUGCCUUAAUUAGUGCUGUAGAUUAAACCUUUUUUGACGUUAGAGGGUGCUCAUUUCAGUAUAAAUUUUCCUUCAGAUUUCAUAAAUACCCAGGGUUCUGGGAAUUACAAUCAACUGAAAAAAGGAGAAAAGUCAUCUACAUUCCUUUCUUGGUGUAAUUACUGAACAAAACACAAACCCUCGGCAAUUGGCACAUUUCGAUUUGUGGAUGGUUGCACCAGGCGGUGGUCACUGGGAAUUAGUAGGGGGUUACAUGCCCCCAGGCCUCCCCCCCCCCCUACGGCUACGCCAAUGUUGGAGCUUAUCAGAAAAUAAAUUUCAUCAUGAAGCAUUGUCCGCCUGUACUCAGCUUUAAUAUUUUAAUAAAUUAGCCUAGUAUCCUGUCCACACAUACCUGGCAAUGUUUGCAUCAUUCAGUAUGACUGAAACUCAUAUUAUAACUGUGAAUGUCCAGGUCAGUGCCUCACUUUAGCCGUGCUUUAAGUUUGCCUUGAUUAAAUUGAGAGAGUGCUUGGACUUUUUAUAGCCACAGAUCUUGUUAAGGAAUGUCAUACUAGGUUGUGUGAUGGGAGGUUGAAUUAAACUUAUUGUAACAGCGGUCCUGGUCAGCCAGCAAGGGGCGCUAGCAUGGCUCCACGGUGGAGCCCGUUGCUGGGAGCCCCCUUUUGGAAGACUGGGACACCCGUUCAAGACGUUUUCCAUGCGUUUUUUGUUGUUGUGGAGAUAUAUGACAGAGUUGUAAAUAAAAAGUAUAGAAAUACAGCCAGAAAGACAGAGUUCAACGUGUGAUCCUUGACUGCAGUUGUUGUGAGAGGAAUCCCAGAUUCGGAUUGUUGCACUAUAUUGCAGAGUGCUUUGACCUCAGGAUUUUGUUUUUGUGAUUUCCUUCACUGAUCUGAGUCAGUUCGUACAUGUUUCUUACUGAAUUAUUAAGGUAGUUUGUGAUCUACGUAGGUCUUGAGACUUCACCCUGCUGCUGCCCCCUUUGCGUGCCUGCCCUCUGGUGACUUCA
Molecule: messenger RNA, 3608 nt
Organism: Patiria miniata (bat star)
Lineage: Eukaryota; Metazoa; Echinodermata; Asteroidea; Valvatida; Asterinidae
Product: zinc finger protein OZF-like
Exons: 3
Coding region: 93-1604 (503 amino acids)
Source: RefSeq, a predicted model, not a curated record